AUGGAUCAUGCACAUGUACAGGAUAUCGGACUGUUUUUGAUUUUAGUAGAUUCUUUUUCUGGAUGGCCGGAAGUUAUUAAGGUAAAUAACCGUGAAGCGACCACUGUAAAGGCAGUACUACAAAGUGUUUUUUCAAGAAAUGAAGUUCUAGAGGUUUUAGUAUCCGAAAAUGCUGCAGAAUUUCAUGAUACCACCUUACACCAGUGGCUAAAGAAAAUAGGUUGUGUACCUUAUAAGACUCCACCAUACUAUCUUCAAUCUAACGGAGCAGCUGAAAGAAUGGUAGAGACAGUUAAGAUGGGUUUAAGAGCUUAUUCACCGGACAAAGGUUUAUUAUGUGGAUAUUUAAGCAGAAUGCUUUUAAGUUACAGAACAAUAUCUCAUGCAGGAAGAUCAAGGAGUCUUUCCGAGAUGAUGGGAAGGCAGUUGAGAUCCCCUCUCACCAUGAGUUUCGAAAGUGGAACACCUUUAUGGUACCGCAAAAGACCAGAGUCCAAACCUGAACCUGCCUCAUUCAUCUCUCAGGCAGGUCUAAACACUGCGAUCAUAUUAACGAAUAACUCUUCGGGUACAUUAGCACACUGUGACCAAAUAAACAAACGCCUAAAUGAGCCUAGUAUACUUAUGAAUAAUGAAGACAGUAUGCGGUAUGAUCAUAUCAAUAAUGAGAAAAUCGAUCCAUGCAAUAGUGAUAAAUCUGAUAUGUCCGAACUACGUGUUGCUAAAGAAGAACCUAAGCAGAACACGGUCGACAAGGGAGCAAAAGCCAAUACGUUUCAGGGAUGUGAAGCCUAUAGUACAGUGUUUUAUUAA
Messenger RNA from Hydra vulgaris (swiftwater hydra), 813 nucleotides. Lineage: Eukaryota; Metazoa; Cnidaria; Hydrozoa; Anthoathecata; Hydridae. The record is from RefSeq and is a predicted model, not a curated record.